Messenger RNA from Mangifera indica (mango), 2446 nucleotides. RefSeq names its product probable sulfate transporter 3.4. The coding region runs from base 49 to 2121 and encodes 690 amino acids. Lineage: Eukaryota; Viridiplantae; Streptophyta; Magnoliopsida; Sapindales; Anacardiaceae. Gene Ontology annotation, cellular component: membrane. The transcript is spliced from 11 exons. The record is from RefSeq and is a predicted model, not a curated record. Gene Ontology annotation, molecular function: secondary active sulfate transmembrane transporter activity. Gene Ontology annotation, biological process: transmembrane transport.
UCCAUUCAUUCAUUCUGCUUCACCCACACUUGCCUUUUGGACUUCCAAAUGGGCGUAAAUUCAAACAGAAUUGAAGAUUUCUCCAGCCCCUGCUGCAAUAACACUAAAGAGGUUUCUAUUAGAAUCUCUUCAGAGUUGUCAACAACGUCACCCAUUGAGAUACACAAUGUUUCCCUGCCACCCCACAAGACUACUUUCCAAAAACUCAAGCUCCGUUUAUCGGAAAUCUUCUUCCCUGAUGACCCACUUCACAGAUUCAAGAACAAGCAAUGGUAUCACAAACUCCUACUGUGGCUUCAGUUCUUCUUCCCCAUCUUCCAAUGGGGGCCUCAGUAUAAUCUCCAGCUCCUGAGAUCUGAUAUCAUCUCUGGUCUCACCAUUGCUAGCCUUGCCAUCCCUCAGGGUAUCAGCUACGCAAAGCUUGCAAAUUUGCCUCCAAUAGUUGGACUCUAUUCAAGCUUUGUUCCUCCAUUAAUUUACUCUAUUCUGGGUAGUUCUAGGCAUCUUGGUGUUGGUCCAGUCUCUAUAGCUUCUUUGGUUAUGGGAUCAAUGCUUCAAGAGGCUGUUUCAUACACUAAAGAUCCAAUUUUGUAUCUCAAAUUGGCCUUCACUGCCACCUUCUUUGCCGGUGUGUUUCAGGCAUCGUUAGGUCUUCUAAGGCUAGGAUUCAUAAUCGAUUUUCUUUCCAAGGCAACACUUAUCGGGUUCAUGGCUGGAGCAGCAGUCAUUGUAUCACUGCAACAACUCAAAGGAUUGCUUGGAAUUGUUCAUUUUACCACCAAGAUGCAAUUUAUUCCUGUAAUGUCCGCUGUUUUCAGCCACAGAGAUGAGUGGUCCUGGCAAACUGUUGUAUUGGGGUUCAGCUUCCUGGUUUUUCUGUUGACAACAAGGCAUAUUAGCAUGACGAAACCGAAGCUUUUCUGGGUAUCAGCUGCUGCCCCGUUAACAUCAGUUAUUCUUUCAACUCUUCUAGUCUUUUGCAUCAAAUCAAAGGCUCAUAGAAUCUCAAUUAUUGGAAACUUGCCAAAGGGUUUGAAUCCACCUUCAACAAACAUGUUAUACUUUAAUGGUGCUUUCUUGGCUGUAGCUAUCAAAACUGGCCUUGUUACUGGGAUCCUUUCCCUCACUGAAGGAAUUGCAGUGGGAAGGACAUUUGCUUCUUUAAAGAAUUACCAAGUCGAUGGCAACCAAGAAAUGAUGGCUAUUGGUUUCAUGAACAUGGCUGGUUCAUGUACUUCAUGCUUUGUUACCUCUGGCUCCUUUUCUCGAUCUGCUGUGAACUACAAUGCCGGAGCACAAACAGCAGUUUCUAACGUAGUAAUGGCUUCAGCUGUGCUUGUGACUCUUCUGUUUCUCAUGCCAUUGUUUUACUAUACUCCCAAUGUCAUCUUGGGAGCCAUCAUUAUAACAGCAGUGAUAGGGCUUAUUGAUUAUCAGUCCGCAUAUAAAUUAUGGAAAGUUGACAAGCUUGAUUUCCUGGCUUGUAUGUGUUCCUUCUUUGGGGUUCUUUUCAUAUCUGUGCCCCUAGGUCUCGCCAUCGCAGUUGCACUUUCGGUGUUGAAGAUUCUCUUGCAUGUCACCAGGCCAAACACAGUGGUCUUAGGCAAUAUUGCGGGAACACAAGUAUACCACAGCCUCAGCCGAUACCCAGAUGCUCAAAGAGUCUCUUCAUUUCUUAUUCUAGCUGUUGAAUCUCCCAUUUACUUUGCCAAUUCCACUUACCUUCAAGAAAGAAUAUUAAGAUGGAUUCGCGAGGAGGAAGAGUGGAUAAGUACAAACAAUGGGAGUACACUGAAAUGCAUAAUCCUGGACAUGACUGCUGUUACAGCCAUAGAUACAAGCGGUAUUGACAUGGUAUGUGAACUAAGAAAGAUGCUGGAGAAAAGAUCACUUCAAGUAAGAAACCCCAACCGAAAUAUUCCUAGAAUGCCACAUUCUUGGAUGAUUUCAGCUAAUCUUGGUGCUUUUUCUUUGCAGUUUGUGUUGGUAAAUCCUGUUGGAAGUGUGAUGGAAAAGUUGCAUCAGUCAAAAGUUUUGGAGUCUUUAGGGCUGAACGGCCUCUAUCUCACGGUUGCAGAAGCUGUGUCAGAUAUUUCAUCUUUGUGGAAGGCUCACGCAUGAACGAAUUCUUACAAGGCUGCAACAAUAUAAAAGAGUGAAGAUAGUAACUAACAACUUUAUAACCUUGCCGGUCUAGGAAGAAUUCUAAAGAGCAGAGAACUUUGUUUUCCAUAAUUAUUUGUGCAAACUAUACUGUUUACUCUUCUAAGAGGUUUUGAAGGCUCACAAAUCUCAUCUUAACUUCAUGCAAAGACAGGCCAUGCCAUGAUGGGAGCUUUAGUGUAAUUGAGACAAAGUAGUGAAUGUUAUUUUCAUGUUAAGAUGAAAAUGUUUUAAAUCCCUUAUUUUUCAAUGAAGACUAGAAUAAUAUAGCAAUCUUAAUAAA